UCUAGUACGAGUGGGUAUCACAAAUCAAUCCUCUCCCUAUAAUAAGUUCAUCUGCUCACAUCUCUCAUUCCUCUCCCUUUUCAGACGCUCAUAUCUGAUCCCAUCAAACAUUCAACAUGGCCGAAUCAGUCAACACUUCUGCUAAUCCUGCUCCAGGCCCUGGUGGAGCAGAAGCUCAAGUCAGCAGUACCGCCGCUGUUGAUGAUGCCAACAAGGUCUUCGCUGGUAACCUUGCUUUCUCCACAACUGAAGAUGAAUUAAAGUCCGUCUUUGCCGAAGCAGGAUCAGUUACUCACAUUCAAAUCAUCAAACGUGGUACACGUUCAUUGGGUUACGGUUUCGUUACCUUUGCCACUGAAGCUGAAGCACAAAAAGCUGUUUCCACUUUGGACAAAAAGGAGAUCGCCGGUCGUGAGAUCAACGUUGAAGGUGCAAAACCACAAUUGCUUGCCAAGCACAACGACUCCGGCAAUCAAACUGGUGAGAGUGGUGAAGGAAAGAGCAAAUCAGCCAACCGCCGUCGUAACAAGGCUGCUCGCGGUGGCCGUAACGGAGCUGCAUCAUCUCGUCGUCCUCGUACCGAUGAAGGUGAGGAAGGAACUGAAGAAGAUGUCAACGAAAACGGUGCCGGCAAGAAGACCACCAAUGGUGCCAAGCCAGCCCGUCAACCACGCAAGCCAAAGGGACCACCAGAAGGAGAACCAAGCAAGACCUUGUUGUUCGUUGCUAAUUUACCCUUCCGUUUCACUGAUGAGCAACUCAAAGAAGCUUUCAGCGGUUAUCAAGUAAAGACAGCAAAGGUUAUCAAGCGUUUCUAUGGCUCACGUACAAAGGGUUUCGGCUUCGUUGAUCUUGAGACUGAAGAGGAACAACAACGUGCCCUUAAGGAGGUCAAUGGUAAAACCGUUGAGGGCCGUGCAUUGUCCCUCAAGAUUGCCAUUCAAGGUGAAGAUCGCAAAGCUGCCAAAGAAGCCGAAGAAGCUGAGGGACAAGCUACUGCUUGAGUCAUUCAUAUCAAGUGAAACUGUCUCGUUUAAGUGACCAAACUUGAAUGCUCUGUUCUAAUCGAA
Meira miltonrushii is the source of this 1070-nucleotide messenger RNA. RefSeq lists its product as uncharacterized. Gene Ontology annotation, molecular function: mRNA binding. NCBI's taxonomy places the organism in Eukaryota, Fungi, Basidiomycota, Exobasidiomycetes, Exobasidiales, Brachybasidiaceae. The coding region runs from base 117 to 1004 and encodes 295 amino acids. The transcript has a single exon. Gene Ontology annotation, cellular component: cytosol. The record is from RefSeq and is a predicted model, not a curated record.